This is a messenger RNA of Ctenopharyngodon idella (grass carp), 6140 nucleotides long. RefSeq lists its product as uncharacterized. Bases 4547 to 5143 code for a protein of 198 amino acids. The transcript is spliced from 5 exons. Gene Ontology annotation, cellular component: late endosome; phagocytic vesicle; lysosome. The record is from RefSeq and is a predicted model, not a curated record. Gene Ontology annotation, biological process: phagosome-lysosome fusion; endosome to lysosome transport. NCBI's taxonomy places the organism in Eukaryota, Metazoa, Chordata, Actinopteri, Cypriniformes, Xenocyprididae. Gene Ontology annotation, molecular function: GTP binding; GTPase activity.
UCACAGGAACAGUGACACUCUACAAUGGUAUUCAGACAACCUUCUCUUUUUCACACACAUACACACACAGAGAGAGACAGAACAUACACAUUUAGCUGUCUAAAUAAGGACUUACUUUAGAUAUGUAGUAUUUUUAUUUGAAGUUUAUGAUGACAUAUACCUAAUAUGUCAAAUGAAUUAAUAUGUUUCUCAUUUUUACAUACACGUUUGGUUUUCAUGUUUUAUGCAGACAUCCCAUAGACAUAAUGAUUUUUAUACUGUAAACCACCAACCUAACCAUCACAGAAAACUUUCUGCAUUUUUAUAUUUUCAAAAAACAUAAUUUAGUAUGAUUUAUAAGCCGUUUUCCUCAUAAGGACCAAAAAAUGGAUUUCAGGUAUUGCCAUAACGUAGGGUAUACCUGAACCAUACAUACAAACACAAACAUGUACGUAUGUAUGAUUAUAUAUAUAUAUAUAUAUAAACAGUUAAUAUAUAUUUGAAUGUAUAAAUAAAAAAAUAUUCUACAUACACUUAUUGUAGUUGAAAAUAGUUGUGCUGAUUAAUAUUUUUGUGUAAACUGUGAUACUUUCUUUUUUUUCAGGAUUCUUUAAUAAAUAGAAAGUUCAAACAAACAGCAUUUAUCUGAAAUAGAAAUCUUUUGAAACAUUAUAAAUGUCAGUUUUGAUCAACUUAGUCAGGAGAUCAGUUUUAUCAGUGAAAGUGUUAGUAUAAUGAUAUCCAUUCCUGAAACCAGGAAGUCCUCAGAUCCAGGUGCCAAAUACACAAUGCCCAUGUGGAUCCAGAAAGAUGUUUCAGUUGGUGAGUGACAAAAGACCUCUGCGGGAACUGUUACUGGUCAGGAUAGUGAGGGGGCCAGGGCAAAAAGGCCAAAAGGGCUGGGGGCAGUUGUGGGUUCUUGGGGGCAGCGCUCCAGUUCCAAGGAAAGAAACUUCCAUGAAAGCAGGCCCUUAUCUCUGCCUCACACAGCCAGCUGAGCGGCUCUGUGUCAUGAGGGUACAACUCAAAAAGGACCGCCUCUCUUUCUGCCCAGACGGCUUAUUCCUUUUUAUUUACAAACUUAGAAUGAAUUUCUUUCAGAUCAUCUACAAAAGCAUAUAUAUACAAUUAUCUUCAUUCCCAAAAAAUUACAUAACUCAUCCUCAAGACUCUAAAAUCAUGUCUAGUCAAAAGUCUUAUCCCAAAGAUAAGUCCGAGUGAGAGAACACAGAAUGUUCUUGUCUAUGGGUUGCAGACUGUAAGAGGAUCUAUCGCACUGAAAUAAUUUCCAGUCUGUCCCUCCUCCCCACCACUGCAUCCACAACAUAUAUAACCAAUAAAGCUCUUCACUCAUGUCGUCAACACAAGGCUGUUCACCAUCGGUCCCUGGGGAAUUUCUCGUUUGUUUUUAGAAUAGUGGCUUUCAACAAGUAACUAGAAAGUAACUACAAUGGUUGUCAGACUCUCUAAGCAUAUAAACUUGUUGCAGUUCUUAUGUAUGUUAUGAUAGAUGCUAUAAGAAAUAAGAAAAACUGAAAUAUUGUGAAAAUUUUUGAAAUAUAUGUUUUCUGUUUAAAUAUAUUUUAAAAUGUAAUUUAUUCCUGUGUUAUCACAUGAUCCUUCAGAAAUCAUUCUAAUAUGCUGAUUUGCUGCUCAAGAAACAUUUCUUAUUACUAUCAAUGUUUUGCUGCUUAAUAUUUUUAUGUAAACCAUGGUACAUUUUGUUUAGAAUUCUUUGAUGAACAGAAAGUUAAAAAGAAUAGCAUUUAUUUGAAAUGGACAUCUUUUGUAACCUUAUACUAAAUGUCUUUCUGUUCACUUGUUAUCAAUUUAAAGGUGCAAUAUGUAAUAUUUUCAAUAUGUAAAAUGUCCGCUAGAGGUCGCUAGAGGCCUAUUCAAAACAAAGUCGUAGCUUGAUGACGCCAAGUUUGAGCGCGGAAUCUUGGGACAUGUGGUCUUCACCUCAACAGCCGGUGGGAAAGAAUUGGGAUAGGACACGGGAAGAAAUCAUGUUUAUGGAUGCGAUUAUUAACGUUAGUAUGAAGCAGAGCAGGACCGAGUGUUGUGGGAGCUGAACGAGGCCGCUGGAGCGAUUGCGCAACACACGCCUCACGAGCAGCGGAACUUUUAUUAUGCCACAGUCGCCGGCGCUGCUUCCGCUUUUCCGGUCAUGAGUAUGAGGUAACACAGCUCUGUUUAUCAUAUUAGAUACAUUUGAGUCUGUUGAAAAUUAUGUUAGGACGUUACUCUGUGCGUUCGCUCGGUGGCUGCAGUGAGACACUUGUUGCAUACUGCAGUAAGCUAGAUCGAUUUUAGAAUAUCAUAUUAAUAAAUGCUGGAUGGCUUGUGUUGAUAAAUAGCAUGCAAUUAAUUUUAAAAAAUGUUUGUAUGAUGGAGAAAAUGCUGUAUUACUGUUACUAAAAAAAAAGCUGCAUCUGAUUAUGCUAUGUUAGCUACUUCACAAAAUAGUGUUUUUCUCUGAGGCAUGGUAAAGCAUGGUACUCGCAAAAAAUCAAGAAAAUUAGAUUUAAACAAUAAGACUAAACGUGUUGAGCUAUAUAAAAAUAAUUAGUUUUUCUGUCUAUAAAUACAUCAAAACCGUUGUUCCCUUGUCUAUUAAAACGUAAAUAUUAAAGCGUCUUUGGUGUUUCCAUGGUUUCUACAAAAUAAAACUGGAAACUGAGGGUAACGCGGGUAUGACGCAAUUGACAGGCGACUCCUCACACGUCCCGGAGCCUUGGUUAAAAUUGCAAUUUUCUCAUGAUUUACAAAUAGUUGCAAACUUUUGGGAUAUUGUAAAUACUCAAGUGAAAAAAAUAUAUAUAACACCGGCCUAGUGGUUUUUGGAUAUUUUACUGCAAAAUUCUUACAUAUUGCACCUUUAAUGCAUCAUUGGCGAAUAAAUUGUCUCAAAAUUCACAUUUGAGUGUGCAAUUUAUGUUGUAGAACAAAAUGUAAAGUAAUGUUACAAUAUACCUUAUAUAUAUAUAUAUAUAUAUGUAGUAAUAAUUCAUAGAGAGAGUAACGCAUGAUACGUUAGACAGAGGUGAAAGAAGAGGAUGUGUACCUGACCUCAAAGCCACAGCUCCCAUAAGUAAUAGUGUGACUCAAAGGUACUAGCUAAGUUUGUCUGUGUUUUGUGAGGUAAAUUAGUCGAAACCACGUUUCAGUUGAGGAGAACUGGUCUCAAUAUUCACUGUUACAACUUACAGUUUUGGCCUCCACACCCUUAACUGACACAGAGCAAGACACCUCCCAUGUGAGGACCUCUGACAUUGCGGGUUCUGCCAAGUGUUUGCCUCUAUAUUCUGUACUUUGAAAGCAAAAUGAAUGAUGAAAAGCUACGCUUAUACUGUGGCGGUACCAUGGUAUAGUAAAUGGUAUCACAUGGAUACACCAUGGUACUUUGAUAGCCUGUAUAGCCUAUAUGGUACUGAAUUAUUAUCAAAUGUAUGGUAGCCUAUUGUGUGUGGAACUCCAGUUAUUUAGAAGUUAUUUCAAAGAUUAUCAGUAAUCUGUAAAAGAUGACCAGAACAUGAUUUUUUUUGUUAUUAAAAGUCAGAGUUUCAAAAUAAAACAGGUGUAAAAUGUGUGAGAGGAUUUUUGUUUGCUUGUUUUACCUGUAUCUGAGAUCGGCCGAGCAACAAGACGAACACUGCAAAACUUUACCGUACGCCUAAUAACGAUGUUGAAAUCUUCUGAGGUCAUUUUCACUACAAUCGAUGAGAUGCAAGAUGGCGCCAUUUGCAUUUGUAAAAGUUCGCGACUCGGCGGUGAGAUCUGAGAGACAUGAACGUAGCGCCGGUCGACCAAUCAAAAUCAAGUAUUGAAGAGCAAGGCUAAUGUACAUCUUGAUUAGUGUUUCUGCGUUUACCUUUUAAUGCAUUUUUAUUUCAAGUCAUAUUCGAAGAACAAAUAUAUAAACAAACGGUAAUAGGGUAAGAUGUGAUAAUAGAUAUAAGUUUAGCAUGUGCAGGAUGAUGAUGAUGAUUAUGAUAUAUUAGCCAAUGCGAUAUUAAGGAAAAUAAAUAAAAACAUUUGCUAAAUUACUUGUCAUAGCACAAAAUGUAAAAUUAUUCCAAGAGGCCAUCUACCCCACUACUGGGGUAAGCUUUUACAAAGUGUCCAUCUUACAUCUUACCCCAUCCUACCAUUAACUUAGAUAAAUAAAUGCUGUAAAUGUUGUUAAUUUUUUGAUACUAAUGGUUUAAAUGCAUUAUUCUGUCACAUUUGGUCUACUAAAAAAUGAAGAGCAAUGCUAUUGUAUUGUCUCAAGUGGGCCUAUUUUAAAAUACCUAAGAAACUAAAGAAACUAAACUGCCUAAGAAGGGCAAAACAUCAUAAAUUUUUGUUAGCCUACUACACCUCCUGAUUAGUUUAGCAAGGCGUUUGUUUACCUUACACUGCUAAGUUGGUUAACCAUUACCUAUUUUGCCAUGUUUUCUUAUGGAUCAGUGAUAUGAACAGGACAUACGCUACAGUCUGAAAUGCAACAAGGAGAAGUGUUGACUGAGAUGAGUUCCUUCUUGACCUCCUUUCAUUGAAGACAGCUUUGGUUAUUUUUAUCAUGACUGAGUGGAGCACACCACACUUGAAAGUGAUUCUUAUCGGAAACUCUGGAGUGGGAAAAUCUUCAUUUAUGACCCGGUUUGUUGACUAUCGCUUUACUAAUUUGUAUCGUGCCACAAUUGGGGUAGAUUUCUUUGCUAAAGAAAUCACUAUUGAUAAAAGAUCAGUGAUUCUUCAGUUGUUUUUGCAUCAGAUCUGGGACACUGCAGGUACAGAGAGGUUUCAUUCCCUGGGUACUGCACUGUAUCGUGGAGCUCACUGCUGCCUCCUAGUGUUUGAUGUUACCUCAUCCAUCUCCUUUGAUGCACUAGAAGUCUGGAAGAAAGAGUUCCUGGUGCAGGCAUGUCCUUCUGACCCCACUGCCUUCCCUUUCAUAGUGAUCGGCAAUAAAAUUGACUUGGAUCAUCAUGAGGUGUCCCCAAACAAAGCCCAGCAGUGGUGCAGUGAAAUCGGAGCUGAAUAUUUUGAAUGCAGUGCCAAGGAAGACAUUGGAGUGGACACGACCUUUCACAGUGCAGCACGAGCGGCCCUGCACUUGAAAGUCACCAUGUGGAGAAUGGAGAAGACAUCCAGAUUAUACAGAAACAGGAUAUGAAACUAAAUAAAAAAUGCUAUUGUUGAAGCAAGGACAAGCUCUUGUGAUACUGUUCUGUUAAAGUCAACAUGAAAUUAAAACUUUAUUUUUUUAUGGAAUAUUGCAGUAUUUAUUAUAAAUGAUUUAUCUCUGCACAUCAUUGACUUUUUUGUCGUUUGUGAAGCUGGAUAUACGGAUGUGUCACAAUAGGGAAAAAAGACUAUUGCAGCUUCUGUUUCAUGCCAAUUUUAACAAUCACAAUAAAUAUAAAUUUUUAAUAAUUGCUCUAAUACUAUGAGAACAGUGAAGUCUAUACCACAGCUAUAACAAUAAAGUUGUUGAAAUCACUUUUCAUGACCAUUUUAGUCAGUGUAAAAAUUUACUAAAAUUCAUAACGAUGAAAUAGACAAGAUUUAAAAGAUAUUUUCAUCAAAAACUAACUUAAAAAAAAAAAAAGUGCAAGAGACUUUUGUAUAUGAAAAUAAAACCUCUUAAACUGUCAUAUGCAUACUAUGCUGGGAUAUCAUUCCUUUAUUUCAGAACAAAUAUCUCCAUGUUAAUGCAAACGAUUUAACCACCUUAUCUGUUCAGCUUUCUGAAGGGCAUUUCAAAUAUAGCUACUCAAAUUCACAAUUCUGCAAGACACUGCUGGGGGUGGAAUUAACUCCCACGAUGUGCUGCAUGAAACUAAAAGAAAUUGGUCAUAAUUAAUCAGGGAGACAGUUUAUAUAUUUCGGUUUCUUUUAUAAGUCAAGACAAAAAAGGCAAUCAGGAGAUGACCAACAUGUAAAAACGUUGUACAGGUAAAUAUAUAAAAGGCCAGAAUAUCAUCUUCACUUCUUGCGGUAUGAAUGAACUAUAUUACAGUCAAAUCCGAACUUGGCUUUUACCAAGAAUGAGAACAGCCAUCCUCACUCACAUGGAGACAUACAGGUAUACACUGAACAUUUAGUUUGCAUACCUCUCAGAUAAUCAAAAGGAGAAAAAAAAAAAAAAAAAAAAAAAAAAAAAGUAGAAA